Molecule: messenger RNA, 921 nt
Organism: Sitodiplosis mosellana (orange wheat blossom midge)
Lineage: Eukaryota; Metazoa; Arthropoda; Insecta; Diptera; Cecidomyiidae
Gene: SsRbeta
Product: translocon-associated protein subunit beta
Exons: 3
Coding region: 177-761 (194 amino acids)
Cellular component (GO): membrane; endoplasmic reticulum
Source: RefSeq, a predicted model, not a curated record
ACUUGAUGACUUUCGCGGCAUAGACAGUAGUUACACAUCGAUUUCGGAUCCAAUUUUACUCGCAUUAGACCGAUACGUGUCAACAGAUCGAGAGCGGCUUUCGGGAAUAUUGUGCUAAAUUGUAAACUAUUUUCGGUUAAAGUGAAAGAAACCAGCAAUAAAAAGCAUUAAACAAAAUGAAUAAAUUUUUGGGUUUGUGUGCGAUCGCCGUGCUCGGAUUUCUCUCCGUUUGCGUUGCAGCCGAGGAUGAGACCACUGCUCGUUUGUUGGUGUCCAAACAAAUUUUAAAUAAAUACCUCGUCGAACAGAGCGAUAUCGUUGUAAAAUACACAUUGUACAACGUUGGCAAUGGACCAGCCGUUCACGUCAAACUUGUUGACAAUGGUUUUCAUCCAGAGGCUUUCGAUAUUGUUGGUGGACAAUUGAGUGCUGUUAUUGAUCGUAUUGCUCCACAAACCAAUGUUUCACACGUUGUUGUUGUACGACCAAAAGCUUACGGUUACUUCAAUUUCACAUCGGCCGAAGUUCAAUACAAAGCCGUCGAAGAUGCAGAUUCUAUUCAAUAUGCUGUCAGCUCAGAGCCAGGAGAGGGUGGUAUUGUUGGUUUGGCCGAUUUCAACAAACGCUUCUCAUCGCAUUUGUUUGAUUGGGUGGCAUUCGCCAUUAUGACAUUGCCAUCAUUAGCCAUCCCAUUCUACUUGUGGCACGCAUCAAAAUCAAAGUACGAAAAAUUAGUCAAACCAAGCAAGAAGACUCAUUAAUUUAUUUUGUCACAUACAAAAAUCCACAACACACACGCAAUGUAAUAAAUUAAAGAAAAAAAAAACAACAAUGAAAAUCACUUUUCUGAUUGUAAAAAAAGAAUAAAAUGUUGAAAUAAAGUCCAAUUAUUUGGGAUCUCUUUUGUAAAGAAAACGAAAA